AUGACGGUACCAAGGACUAUGUCCCCGUCCGCAGUUCCAGGACCGACCCCAAGAAGCCUCACAUCACCACCCAGCCCAUCACUUGGGGUAACUGGUGGCUUCACGUCAACUGGCUCAACACCUUCUUCAUUCUCAUCGUUCCCGCCAUUGGGCUCGUCUCCUCUUACUGGGUUCCGCUCCAGUGGAAGACGGCUGUCUUCUCUGUUGUUUACUACUUCAACACUGGUCUCGGUAUCACAGCAGGCUACCAUCGCCUUUGGGCUCACUCAUCCUACAAGGGCUUCUCUGCCCCUGAAGAUCUACCUCGCCGCUGUCGGCGCAGGUGCCGUUGAGGGCUCCAUCCGCUGGUGGUCCCGCGAGCACCGAGCUCACCACCGCUACACCGACACUGUCAAGGAUCCUUUACUCUGUCCGCAAGGGUCUUCUGUACUCUCACCUCGGCUGGAUGGUCAUGAAGCAGGAUCCCAAGCGUACCGGUCGUACCGAUAUCACCGAUCUUCACGAGGACCCCGUCGUCAUGUGGCAGCACAUUCACUUCCUCAAGUGGUGUGCUGA
This is a messenger RNA of Verticillium alfalfae VaMs.102, 555 nucleotides long. RefSeq names its product acyl-CoA desaturase. NCBI's taxonomy places the organism in Eukaryota, Fungi, Ascomycota, Sordariomycetes, Glomerellales, Plectosphaerellaceae. Bases 1 to 555 code for a protein of 184 amino acids. The record is from RefSeq and is a predicted model, not a curated record. Gene Ontology annotation, molecular function: stearoyl-CoA 9-desaturase activity; iron ion binding. Gene Ontology annotation, cellular component: endoplasmic reticulum membrane. Gene Ontology annotation, biological process: unsaturated fatty acid biosynthetic process. The transcript has 2 exons.